AUGGCGUUGAAAAAGAAAAUUUCGUCGCCGAAGGAGGAGCAGCUCUUCAUGCUCGAGAUAUUUAUCGAUCAGGUGAAUCUGGAGCCCGAGAGAACUUCGGAUACGAACGUCGAGGAUCUGAUCGUCUCCGUAAGAUUCACCGACCUGCCAGAGUAUGAAUUGAGCGUUCCCAAAAACAGCGAAAACAGUCACACGGAGAAUGGUGAACUGACGGGAAAUUCGGACGACCGUAAAUUCAGUAAAUCGUGUAUAUUCGCCAAGACGCCGAGUAGUUUGAUCAAAGCCCUGAAAUCUACACCGUUGUACGUAAACGUGCAUCGAGCACAUUCUCCCGAAGCUGUUCUAGGCACAGCGAAGAUUUCCCUGCCUGCCUGCAUGUGCGAUCAAGUGUCCUCCUCGCGAAAUCGAAUCAACGGAUUAGCCGUACCGUGCAUAGUAAGAGACACCUUUGAUCUAACCGAUUCCGCUGGCACCACGACCGGUAGCGUAUCCGUCUCUUUGAGAUUAUCCUGUUUCGGUAGCUCGAUCGUCAAAAGUUUCUGUCUGACCGGAAAGUCUUUUAUGCUCGAGGACUCGCCGCUUCAAAAGUUUCUCUGCCCUUAUCUCACGCCUAGUAUAAAGGUCUCGAACGACGAAACGGCGGCUGUCGAACCGUCGCUGAAACGGCCAGCGUCACCGCCGCGUAUUCCGAUGAACGAUCCUGCUUUCAAACGACUGACCACGGCCGAGAAGCUCAACGAUCCUAAGUUCCGAGAAUUAGUUUACAGAGCUUAUCCAGAUGAACCCACUUGCUGCUGUCUGCCGACUGAUCGAUCGACGCAUCCCAUGGAAUGCCGUUCCGGUUGCAACCGUCCUUGCUGCAUGAAACUGAGAAAUCCCCAAGUAUUGGCCACGCACAAAGGUAAGCCUAUCGAGGACACGUCGGUCGGUACUUAUUGCGUGAACGACUCGAACGGGGAACCGCCGUGCUCUAACGCGUCGAGGCUCAGAGGCGGUGGCGACAUCGAGCAGAUUUACAUAGAUCCAACGGGAUACAAAUGGACCGACUACAACGGGGAUUACAAUUGGUACGGCGCGAUAAACGCCACAGAAAUACGAUUAGAGGGCGGUGGAGAGAACGGCAUGUCUAGCUGCAGCUGUUCCGGGGGUCCGGUGCCCGUCAAACAAUCACAGUCCAAAGAGGAGAACCUGAUAGCCAUAUUCGACGCGUGCAAGCCUCGCGUGACAUCCACCGGGCCCAGGCCCGCGUGCGUUUGCGCGGGAAAGGAUACGGAAAUGUGGCAUACGGGCGCCGCGAAAUGCUCCAAGGAGCCCUGCUUGGGCGUGGACUGUUUGAUUCGGGCUUUCAAAGAGGCGCAGGACUUUGUCGAUAACAUUGGAAAAGUGCCGGGCCUGCCCGGACUGGGUCUGAUGGACCCCUCCGAGAGCCCGUACUUUGGCAGAGACAUCGACAAGGACUACGUGCCCAAGGAACCCCAGCAACCCGAAAAAAGGAAACUACAUCCUCCUGCUCCUCAAGCACCCCCGCCAGCCCCGUGCAGCGCGCCGUGCAACGUGCAACGAGGCAAAUCGAACGACGACCAGCGCGCUCAGCUACCUUACGUGCCGCCAGCACCUUUGGGAGGUCUCAUGCUUCCACCCCGAUUGGGAAUCGUACGCGAGGCCAUACCUGUACUGCCGGAGGCGGGCCCGGCCACGUCAAUGAAACAAAGGAAACGGGACGACAAGAAGGAAGACAGGAGCGAGAAGCAGAAGGACUACGACGUAGUGGCCGCGCUAAUGGACACCGAGAUGGGCCCUUGCGGCGAGCCCAGAUGCAAAUCCAGGAGAAAGAGACCGGCGGAGGUUACCAAUGGUACGCUAAGCGCGACUCUCGUGUCCUCGAAGACGACGAGCCGUCGAAGGUCUGUCAAGGGUUCGAAGAAACGACGCGACAGGUUCAGCAAAUCGCCCGGCGGCAGAGGCAGGUCGCGUGAAAAAGGUGGCGCGGGAGGAGAGUAUCGCAGAGGCAGAGACGUUGCUCCAGGACCUGGGGGCGAUCGCGAGCACGGUUCGAGGCCGUCGAUAGCGGUCAGCAAACGAGUGAUGCGAUUCGUCUACUUCGUUGGCGACCAUUACCCGGGUAUCAACUACGGACACAGGGACUGCAUCGACGUGCGCAUGAGGGUGCCUGCUAACAUGGGGUGGUUAUGGAACACCGUGGCCAUCGCGGGCCACCUCAAGCCGCGAAUCGGCUGGAAACCGGGCGCCAUUAGCCGUUACGUGUACGAGUUGAUGCAGGAGGCGAAGGAGAACUCUAUGCUGGACGAGACUACGUCGAUGACGACGACGAAAUCGGCGGAGCGUGGGAAGACUGGGACUGUACGCGGAAGAACGACGUUCGAGCGCGGAAAGGCGACGACUGGACGCGGAAGAACGGUGAUCGAACGCGGAAAAACGACGACCAGCCGUGGAAAAACGACGAUAGAACGAGCACGAGGCGCCGGCGAACGCGGGAAACCGACGACGAUCCAGAGGAGCGGAUCGAGAAGACGGGGCAGAAGAACGUCGGAGUCCAUGCAAAGAGUGCAGUCCACGAUGGAGGACGAGGACCAAGGCGCGGAGAGCCCACCGACUCUGCACGUCCACAGAAAAGACGGGACUUAUUACGUGACGAUGUACCCGAUCAGACAAGAGACGACGGCCGAACCGCGGUUGUCCGAGCCCAUAAAGCCGCUGCAGUUCAAAAUCGUGAAGAACAAAGACGACGCCUCGGUCGCGUCCAGCUCCACGGCGUCCGACAUGGAAAUCGAAUUCUCUCCACCUGCGGCGGUCACCAGGUACCGCAAGAAGCCCGACGUGAUUCACGUCGAUACGCAGGUUCGUCAGCAGGAGAUUCUGGACGCCGUGAAGACGGAGAGUACGAGGAAGAAAGACAGGAAAGCCAAGAGGGAGAGAAAGUUGAAACCGGAAACUGCGAAGAAAGAGGAGGGAGGCAAAUCAAAGGCUUCGGCGUGA
Molecule: messenger RNA, 2997 nt
Organism: Colletes gigas
Lineage: Eukaryota; Metazoa; Arthropoda; Insecta; Hymenoptera; Colletidae
Exons: 1
Coding region: 1-2997 (998 amino acids)
Source: RefSeq, a predicted model, not a curated record